AUCUUCUUCGAGUACUUCCACUUGAACCAUGAUGGAACUGCAUGACAAGAAGAACAGAUAAGUACUCCUCCGUUCCGGAAUAUGCUUGUGCAAAUUUGAUGAUGAUUCUUGUGCUUAUGCAAAUAUGAUGAUGAUGCUUGUGCUUAUGCAAUAUUUGAGUUACUCUAUUUGAGUUAUUUGGAUUAGUUGUAAAUGCGAAUACUUGCGUGCUUCUGGAUAUUUGGACAUCAUGUUUGGAUGUGUAGAUGACUCGGGAAUAACAAAUCAUUGUGGUACUGGUGUGCACGAUGAUGCUUGGUGUUUGUUCAGCAAUGUAGUCUGCCGAGAUAAACAAAAUUCCAGCUAUAUCAAACUGACACAGCCAAACCUGAAUUGAUGUUGUAUUUUCCAGUUACUUCCUCAGUUAGAAAAACAAAGCUGCUUGUAUUAAGAAUUCUCUACUCCAUCUGCAGGAUACAAUCCUUGUAACUAGGCAUAUUGUUAAUUUCGCUUUCAUCAUCACUUGAUAAAGUCUGAAGGAAAGUAGCGAAAUGUCCUGUUGGAGCAGGAUAGAUGAUAACUAAGUGAAAAAUGCUCCUUUGCUUCUAUUGUGAAGUGUACUCCUUGCUUUUUUUUUCCGCUUCAGUAGUUCGGUAGCCCGAGGCUAGCCUAGCCUAGGACUAUUUUGUUCAUCAUGUUCAUAUACACUUGAACUCUUGAUUUUUUAGAUGAACUCGGAGUAACAUUCAGGGGACCUUAGUAAAAUUUGACAAUCUUAGCUCUUUGAUUUUUUAAUGAGGAUUUAUUGUGCCAGAGGUUCCUGUAGAAUUUAACAUGCCGUGCUCUUUCAGUGCUCGUCAACCACCCCUUCUGGUGCUACACGGAGCACACCUUUGAGGGCUGUGAGGAUGUCUCCUGGCUCGCAUCAGAUGUCCCUGGAGCAGGCAGUAGAUGCCUUUGAAAGUCUGGGUGUGUAUCCUGAGAUUGAGCAGUGGCGAAACAACCUCAGGCAGUGGUUUUCUUCAGUUCUGAUGAACCCGCUUGUCCAGAAGAUUAAAUCAAGCCAUAUUCAGGUUAAGCAAACCACAGCUAGUAUUGGGACUUCAGUUAAUGUUAGCCAAGUUGGAAGCGACCUGCCAAGCACAACAUCACCGGCUAGCUUAUCUCCACUUGGUGGGACUAAAGAUUGGCAGCCAACUGUCACUGUUGAUGAGGAUGACAUUCUUAAUCAAUUGCGCGGUGCACUUCUGCAGUCUUGUAAUGCUCCUGUUGAAUAUAACCUUGACGAGCUGGCGCUGCCGGAUGAAGAAGAGCUGGCGCUGCCGGAUGAAGACGAGCUGGCGCUGCCGGAUGAAGACGAGCUGCCGCUGCCGGAUGAAGGAGCGUGGCGCAGCUGGAGGCUGGCGAGCUUGAAUAAGGGAGGCGGGCGGCGGAGCCAGUCCCGAGGCAAGCGGUUCUCGAGGAGGGUGUCGACGAGGAGGAGGCGGGUGGCGAGGCUGUCGCUCCGGCGGUCGUCGAACAGAGGGGCUCGAGGAGAAGCAGGUGGAGGAGGCCGUCGAGCGAGGAGGGAGCCGAGGAGAGCGGGCGAGGCGGGUGGCGGUGCUGCCGCUCCGGCCGGCUCUAGCGGGAGGUGGGCGAGAGAGACCGGGCGGAGGCGCGUGGUGGAGUUGCCGCUCCGGCAGGCUGUCGAGCGAGAAGUGGGCGAGGAGAACAAGGCGGAGGUGCCGGUGGAGCUGCCGCUCCGGCUAUCCGAGCGAGAGUUGGGCGAGGAGAACAUGGCGCGUGGUGGAGCUGCCGCUCCGGCCACGAGCGCGUGGUGGAGCUGCCGCUCCGAGCAAGGUGGAGAGCAUGGCGCGCUCGGGAGGAGCUGGAUCGAUCGAUCGAUCCGGCACUGA
Messenger RNA from Lolium rigidum, 1874 nucleotides. RefSeq lists its product as uncharacterized. Gene Ontology annotation, cellular component: membrane. Lineage: Eukaryota; Viridiplantae; Streptophyta; Magnoliopsida; Poales; Poaceae. The transcript has 3 exons. The record is from RefSeq and is a predicted model, not a curated record. Bases 888 to 1874 code for a protein of 328 amino acids.